GGAUCAUUUAGCACCAAGUGGCUGACCGAGCAGUAGUACGCAUGCGCACUAAAUAACCCGGAAACGGGCUCCAUAACAGCAGAAUAACUCUGAAGGGUUUUCACCAUAUAUUCGUGGUUUUCAGUGAAACUCUCCAGAUUAAACCAUGCACCUUCACUUCACUAAAGAUGUUUUACCGGACGCUGUGAGCACAGACUUUCAGAACUUGAACAAAUUCAACGAGCAGCAAUUUCUUUGUCUGAUUGAAAUUCUCUUCCAGUUCCUGCUGGAGCCUAAAGAGACGGAGAGGUUUAUGCAGCAGCUCACUGAAUUUGCAAGUGAACAGGGGAUGAGUAGUGGUCCUCUGAGGAACCUGAUGAAGAGCGCCCUCCUCGUGCCACAGGGAGCCCUGAAGAAAGACCUGACAGCUGAGCAGAUUGAGGAAGAUCUUGUGACAUUAGGACUAAACAAGGACAAGGCGGCUCAUUUCUCACAGCAGUGGGGGGAGCACUAUGCAGCUCUGUCCCGACUUGCUGUCGGACAGACCCUUAUGGUCCACCAGCUGGUUGACAUGGAGUGGAAGUUUGGAGUGACUGUCGGCACUAGUGAGAUUCAGAAAGUGGGCAGUAUCUUUCUGCAGUUGAAACUGGUGGUCAGAAAGGGAGAUUCCACAGAAAACGUCUAUAUGGAGUUGACACUCCCUCAGUUUUACAACUUCCUACAUGAGAUGGAGAGAGCCAGGGCCAGCAUGGAGUGUUUCAGUUGAGUGUGUGUGUGUGUGUGUGUGUGUGUGUGUAUACAUGUCUAUUAUAUUGUGAAGUCAAAUUUUUGAUGCCAUUGUUGUGAGAACACUUAAGCUGGUCUCAGACCUUCACAGGGCUGUUUGAAGGGUAAGACUUGGUUUGAGGGUUAAGGGUAGAAUUAGGUUAGAUUAGCAUUAGGGGCUAGGGAAGGCAUUAUGUCAAUGAGCUGCAGAACAGUGAGUGGUGUUUAUUACAGUGUGUGUGUGUGUGUGUGUGUGUGUGUGUGUGUGCGUGCGUGUGUAUGGCACAGACAGCCUGUCAGUGACUGAAGCUGAACAUAAAAAGAAAUUUUGUAGCUUCCUGUCAGACAUUUAUAGUUAAAUCAAUAAAGAUGAAUACACAGAAGAAGCACUAAUGUCCUGCAGUGUUUUGUAAACUUUGAUUUAUGUGGGAAUAAAGCAUCAAUCCUGUCAAUGAAUUUCUUCUUCUGGCAUUAGCAAAGGGACUGUUUUAAUAGCUGAGAUGUGAAUGAAGCCCUGUGACAGACUGGCGACCUGUCCAGGUGUACCCUGCCUCUCGCCCAAUGUCAGCUGGGAUUGGCUCCAGACCUCCCUGCGAGCCUCUUCAGAAUAAGUGGUGUAGACAAUGGAUGGAUGGACAUAAAUGAUGUCUGACAUGUCGUCAAUACUUACUCCUCAUCUGUUGUGAAGACAAAGCUUCAGUGGACAUUGUGGGAAAAUUUUGGUGCUUCAUUCCUAAACAAAAAGUGUGAAAUGAGAUAAAGUUAACCCACGGCCACCCAGACCUGUUUGAUUAAAUUCAGUCCUGUUGUUUCUUGGCA
Monopterus albus (swamp eel) is the source of this 1563-nucleotide messenger RNA. It is a transcript of the gene commd7, whose product is annotated as COMM domain containing 7. The transcript is spliced from 9 exons. NCBI's taxonomy places the organism in Eukaryota, Metazoa, Chordata, Actinopteri, Synbranchiformes, Synbranchidae. Bases 146 to 745 code for a protein of 199 amino acids. Gene Ontology annotation, biological process: tumor necrosis factor-mediated signaling pathway; negative regulation of DNA-templated transcription. The record is from RefSeq and is a predicted model, not a curated record. Gene Ontology annotation, molecular function: NF-kappaB binding.